AUGAAAUGAUCCGGUAGUUAGUCCAUGUAGGCGGUGUGUGAGUCACUCCUUCGAUGUUAGUGCCGUAGAAAGAUCGCACCCGUAAAGAAUUCCCACCUGCCUUAAGAUUAUACAAUAUCGCAAAAAUGAUGGGAUCUGGACAACCAAUAAUUGUUCUGAAUCAGAACACUAAAAGGGAAAGUGGUAGGAAAGUUCAGCUUCAAAAUAUAAAUGCCGGAAAGAUGAUAGCAGAUGUGAUACGUACAUGCCUUGGCCCUCGAUCAAUGUUGAAAAUGUUGAUGGAUCCUAUGGGCGGUAUUGUAAUGACAAAUGAUGGGAAUGCAAUCCUCCGAGAAAUUACUGUUCAGCAUCCAGCUGCCAAACACAUGAUUGAGAUUGCCCGUACCCAAGAUGAGGAGGUUGGUGAUGGUACCACAAGUGUUGUCAUUCUAGCUGGAGAAAUGCUUGCAGUAGCUGAACAGUUUUUACAGCACAAAAUGCAUCCUGUUGUUAUUAUUCAAGCUUACAGGCAAGCAUUAGAAGAUGCUAUCUGUGCUCUUGAAGAUCAGCUCAGUGUUCCGGUUGACCUAGACUGUGAAGAAAAAAUGGUUGAAGUAAUCAAGUCUUGUAUUGGUACCAAGUUUAUGGGACAGUAUGCAGACUUAGCAUGCUCUAUUGCCCUUAAAGCAGUAAGGACGAUUACAACUGAAUCUGAUGGGCGCAAAGAGAUAGAUGUGAAGAAAUGGGCAAGGAUUGAAAAAAUUCCAGGUGGAACUAUUGAGGAGUGUCAAGUACUGGACGGUAUAAUGGUUAACAAAGAUGUCACACACGCCAAGAUGAAACGUCGUAUUGAAAACCCAAGGAUAAUAUUAUUAGACUGUCCAUUGGAGUAUAAAAAAGGGGAAUCUCAGACAGAUGUUGAACUUACUGCAGAAACAGAUUUCACAAAGAUGUUAGAAAUGGAGGAAGAACACAUCAAAUCAAUGUGUGCAGAUCUGAUCGCUCUCAGCCCAGACUUGAUCAUCACAGAAAAAGGUGUUUCAGAUCUUGCUCAGCAUUUUCUUCUCAAGGCAGGAAUCACUUGCUUGAGAAGAAUUAAGAAAUCAGAUAAUAACAGACUCGCGAAAGCCUGUGGAGCAACGAUCGUUAAUCGCACAGAGGAGCUCAAGGAAGAAGAUUUAGGAACUGGUGCAGGACUUUUUGAAGUGGAAAAGAUAGGGGAUGAGUAUUUCACGUUUAUAACAGAAUGCAAAGACCCAAAAGCCUGUACAAUCCUUUUGCGUGGGCCUAGCAAAGACAUCCUCAAUGAGGUCGAACGGAAUUUACAUGAUGCUCUUGGAGUUGCACGUAACCUUGUGGUGGAGCCCAAGCUUGUUCUUGGAGGUGGUGCAGUGGAAAUGGCACUCUCUCACAUACUUCAAGAAAAGGCUAAAUCUGUCUCUGGUGUAAAGCAGUGGCCUUAUUCUGCUCUUGGACAAGCUUUAGAGGUUAUCCCAAGAACUCUUGCACAAAACUGUGGUGCAAACAUCAUCAGGCUGUUAACAAACUUACGUGCAAAGCAUGCCAAUGGCGAGACUUUCUGGGGUGUAGAUGGAGAGAGUGGAGAAAUGACAGACAUGAGAAACCUCAAGAUUUGGGAACCACUGUCUGUGAAGCUUCAAGUUUACAAAACUGCUGUUGAGACGGCUGUGUUGCUGCUUCGCAUUGAUGACAUCGUUUCUGGCUCUAAAAAGAACAAAGGGGAUGCUAAUUCAAAGGAAAUGCCUGAUGCUGGUCCAAUGGAUUAAUUUACCUAAUACAUAUUUGCUUUUUGUAGAAACCCAAGAGACUUUGGCUAUGUAAUUUAUGGCAAUUAUCCUCGGCUUAGUAAUUUUGUUGAAGUACGAAUGAUUCUAUUAUUAUUGACAUUCCCUCUAUACUUUAAGAUGCAAUGCUAACAACUUUUAGUUUUUUACACUAAGUGAAUAUUUACUUGAAAUAAAAACUUCUCAUGCUUAGA
Molecule: messenger RNA, 1978 nt
Organism: Macrobrachium nipponense
Lineage: Eukaryota; Metazoa; Arthropoda; Malacostraca; Decapoda; Palaemonidae
Product: T-complex protein 1 subunit gamma-like
Exons: 10
Coding region: 126-1766 (546 amino acids)
Biological process (GO): protein folding
Cellular component (GO): chaperonin-containing T-complex
Molecular function (GO): ATP hydrolysis activity; ATP-dependent protein folding chaperone; ATP binding
Source: RefSeq, a predicted model, not a curated record